CUGCUGAUCGACACGCCGUUUGCGUGCCGAGUCGUUCUUUUGCGUGCUCGCCCGUUUUCCCUCUUUUGCUUUUUAACGCUCGCAUUCCUUCUCCUAGACUUGCCCGCCUGCUUCCCCAGUGCCAAGAGAAAAUAGAACGAACGAGUGGGAAAAAAACUGGUUGUCCGGGGCCUGACUAAGCGAUUCCGGGGCAUCUGAGAGGCCCGUCCGUCUCGCCAUCAAACCUCUGAUAUCCACACACGCUCAGACCGCGCAGCAGUCCCUCCAGCAGUCCCUCCAGCAGUCCCUCCAGCAGUCCUUGCAGCAUGGAUUCCAGCCGCCGCUCUCGAGGCUCGCGAAGCCUGCGGUCGUCGCGAUGGCGCUCCAUCUCGUCUGCGUCUGCGUCGCCGUCGCCGUCGCCCAGGUCGCCGUCGCCCAUCCGCACCGACGACGAGGUCGAUCCGCACACAGUCGUUCCCCCGUCACAGCCGCCGCCGCGCAGUGAGAGCCGGUCCAGCCUGCAGCCGCCGCCGCCUCGAUAUGGCGCUCCCAACUCCAGCCGCCGCGUGCCAUCCGUGUCGUCGCGGCGGUCGUACAACCCUGCGACGCCAGACGCAACCGAGGAGUCAGAGACCGAGUACUUCCCGCCGCUGGGCAUCACCUCCAGCGCUGUUUCCAGGACGUCGAGCCUCCGCGGCCGCGCGCCGUCAAACGCAGGCUCUGUUGCCGCCUCCAAUGCCGGUGGCCGACCGGUCCAUGAGCGGAUAAGGCAGCCCAGCGUCCGCAUUCGACGCAGCUCCAGCGGCUCUGCGACGCGAGGGACGUCCGUCAUUGACUAUGCUUCUGAGAGCAGCGACACAGACACGGGCCGGCGACACCUGCCGCGGCCGCGAAGCAUAUCGCAGCCCAUGCCUGCCGCGCAAAUCUACCCGGACGCCAACGUUGCCAGGCUCUCGCGCCGGGUGCCGCAGAUUGCGCUGCCGCGUCUCACCGAGGAGGGAUCGCGGCCGACCCUUUCGGAGCUGGGCAUCCCUCCAUCACCGCUUUCGCCCUCGAGGUCGCUGCCCGAGGAGCCGCUGGAGGAAGACGACCCUCGCCAGCCCGACGGCGGCGCUCCGGCAAGGAGGCUGACUAGGAAGAGAAAGCUUAGCAAGAUGUUCUGGCCUGGCGGUUCGCUCAAUCGCGGACCAAUGUCCCCCCCGCCCCGCGGUGUAAGCGCAGAGAGAGACGCAUCCGCAGGUCCUGCACCCCAGGGCCAUGGCUUUGGCCUCAACCUUGGCCAUGGCCACGCUCAAAACCAACCCGCCCCUGAUGAGUACGGCGAAGAGCUGGUGGACUGGCUGGAUAUCAUUGAUCCCGAGGUCCAGACCCUUUCGACCUUGACCAACGUGCAAAACUCCCUGUUCGUGCCCGAUCUUGGCCCUUGGAUAAACCGCCGUCCCACCUACGUCUUGUCCCAGCGUGACGUUGGGCCGACUGCCCGGCUCGGCCGACCCGCAGAGCGCGAGGAGGAACAGCUGCCAGAGCCGCAGGAGGAGCUCCCCAGGUUCGAGACCGGCGUGGAGACGCCCAGGAGCGAGGGCGUGCCGGCGACGCUCCGGCGGUCCGACACAAUCACCUCCAGGCUCACCGACUCGCACUACGCCGCGCUGCCGCAUGGCAUCAGUCUCGAGGGCUGGACCGAGGAGGAGAAGAUGGAGCUGGACGACCGCGUGCGCCACAUGCUGCACUCCAAGCGGUCUCGCUUCAAGCGCACCAUGAAGGGCUUUGGCCAGUAUGUGCGACGGCCGCUGGGCUUCUUCGUCACGCUCUACGCCGUCCUCAUCACGCUCUUCGGCCUGGCCUGGGUGCUGUUUCUCAUCGGCUGGAUCUAUGUUGGCGACAAGCAGGUGUACACGAUUCACAUCAUCGACAGCGUGCUGGUGGCCCUGUUCGCCAUCAUGGGCGAUGGCCUGGCCCCCUUCCGAGCCAUUGACACAUACCACAUGGCCUUUGUCAUCCAUUACUCGCGCAAGAUUGAAAAGGCCAAGAAGAAGAAGCUCGAGGAGAAGGAGAAUGGUAUCAUACAAGGAGUGGCCGAAGGCAGCGUAGAGCUCACACACUACGCCUCUGGCGACCCUCUUGCAGCUUACCCCGAGCCGCCCAGUCUCGAGCCCCAGAGCGCCAGCGGAUCGGUCGAGCGAAUCGCCACUAGCACCAGCAACCUUGCGACCGCGCCCACACCCGAUCCCGAGCAGGCCAUUGUGGAUCAGAACGGAGACGUCGAGGCCGCUAAGCUCGACAUCGAGUACGACGAGGACUCUCCGCUUACGUUUAAGCAAUGGAAGCGCAUGCGGCACCACCAGAAGAAGCUGGCCAAGUCUCACAGUUUCUACAAGCCCGACGAGACCUUUACGCACUUUGCCUUCCCCUUGCCCUACCUGAUUGCCAUUGUGAUACUGCUGGACUGCCACUCGUGCUUGCAAAUCUCCCUGGGUGCCACAACCUGGGGCAUUGACUACCACCACCGACCUUUUGCCAUUACCACCGUCAUCCUCUGCGUCAGUAUCGCGUGCAACAUCUCCGCCGGCCUGACCAUCAUGAUUGGUGAUCGGAAAACAAGAAAGAAGGACGUGUGGAAGCUGCUCACUCGACAGGAGCUGACAGGCGAUGCCAUCAAACAUCUCGAAACGAAGCGUGCCAAGGAGCAAAGCCGUAGCAACGACAGCGGUCACAAUAGCGUGCAGGAAGAGAUCCAGACGGAUAUGAACAUUAAAGAGGACCGGUAGUAGCCGGCCGCGCGCCCAUGCAUAUCCGAUCCCUGCACGGAUACGACGACGCUCAUCAUUGAGAACGGGGCUUAUAUGAUAUACCAUGACUUCUUCCUCUAUUCCCUUUCCUCUCCUCUUUUCUUGUCUUUUCUUUUCUUUCCUUUCUG
Molecule: messenger RNA, 2896 nt
Organism: Trichoderma asperellum CBS 433.97
Lineage: Eukaryota; Fungi; Ascomycota; Sordariomycetes; Hypocreales; Hypocreaceae
Source: RefSeq, a predicted model, not a curated record